CAGAGCCGGCGGCGGUCCCGGUAGCGAACGGGAGCGGGAGCCAUGCCGGGUCUGCUGCUGGGCGACGAGGCGCCGAACUUUGAGGCGGAGACCACGCAGGGCCGCAUCCGCUUCCACGACUUCCUGGGAGACUCAUGGGGCAUUCUCUUCUCCCACCCACGGGACUUCACACCCGUCUGCACCACAGAGCUUGGCCGGGCAGCGAAGCUGGCGCCUGAGUUCAGCAAGCGCAAUGUGAAGAUGAUCGCGCUCUCCAUUGACAGUGUCCAAGACCACCUCUCCUGGAGCAAGGACAUCAACGCAUACAAUGGGGAACAACCCGAGGAGAAACUCCCCUUCCCCAUCAUUGCUGAUGCGAACCGGGAGCUUGCUGUCAAGCUGGGCAUGCUGGACCCAGAUGAGCGGGACAAGGAUGGCAUGCCCCUGACGGCUCGCGUGGUGUUUGUUUUUGGCCCGGAUAAGAAGCUGAAACUCUCCAUCCUGUACCCAGCCACCACUGGGAGAAACUUUGAUGAGAUCCUGAGAGUGGUGGACUCCCUGCAGCUGACGGCGUACAAGAAGGUCGCUACCCCUGUGGACUGGAAGCCUGGUGACAGCGUCAUGGUUGUGCCCACCUUACCUGACGAGGAAGCCAAGAAGCUCUUUCCCAAAGGAGUCUUCACGAAGGACCUCCCAUCGGGCAAGAAGUACCUGCGUUACACCCCGCAGCCGGAGUGAAUGGGUCUGCCCAUCCAUCCUGCCGGGCUGCAGGUCGUUCCACAUCAGGAGCCUUCCCUGUGCCCAGCUCUGGCCUCCCUGGCGGCAUGUGAUCAGCAGCCUCAUACCAUCACCCUGAUGGUGCAUCGCAAUACUAAACCAAUCCUCCCCAUCCCUUUCAUCCCCCACUUCCCCUCAAAACUAAAACCCUGGGUGUUUUCUUGCCUUGAAUCAGCCCCACAAGGAAGCAGUUAGCAGACCAGUCAGGGCUCCCAGGCUUGCACUGUGGAGUCUCUCCUGUUCGGCUCUUCCUAGAGGCAGAGUGAGAGGUGUGGUGUCAGCAGCCAGGCCCCAGAGGGGUGUCUUGGUGGGCUCACACGCCUCCCAUCAGGGAGCUUCAGGGGCUCCAAACUGCUGCGUGCCUUUUGGAGCAGCCAUCACUAACGCAUUAACACCUUUGUCUGGUCUCGUGCGUGGGGAGGAGCUGCAGAGCCAAAUCUCUCACUUCUUAACUGCUUUCUCAUCUCUUGCUGGAAGUUGUUUUCAGGUUUUAUGGAAGAGGGAAUAGAGCAAAUAAACUGAUCUUCAGUACUACUUGCAGUAUCCCUCGUCUGCCUCUGCUGGCGUCCACGGCACCCUGCAUGAUUUACUUUGUUCCCUGUGGCUGUGCAGCUGGGAUGUGUGCCCAUGCUCCUGGGUGGGUGGCAGUGGCACAGAGCGACCCCGUUCUUGCUCCGUAAAUAAGGCACUUUGGAAACAUAGGGCACAUCAUCUCAAAAUAGGGCAGUUCUGCUGCCCCUGCUUUGCAGCAGAGCCUCAAUGGUGGGAAGGAGGCCAUGUCUGCUCAGAGAACAUCCCUCAGCAUGGCCUGCCAUUAGCUGCAGUGUCGGGAGUCCUACCCUGCUUCCCAGGGCACAAGCGGGCAUGAUACAAGCGAUGCAAACUCCCCCCUGCUCCUCUGCACCUACAUCUUGGGGAUCUGUCAGGAGAUGAGCGAUGCUUUAAUAUAACACUAGGAAAGAAACCAGCUUACCGAAUAGCUCAUAGGCUGCCUGCCAGCAUCUCUUGGUGCCCAGCACAAUCAGCAACACUCAAAACGAGCAGCUGUUAAAGAAAUUGGCUGGCUCGGCACAAAUGCACCCCACAGCAAGCAGGGACUAGUAGGGUUGAUGUUCGUGGUAGGCAAUGCACUGGAUGCAAUGAGCUACCCUCCAGCAUCCUGCAGGGCCUAAGCCUAGAGCAGCACCCACACUCACCUGGGAUGUGGCCCAUCGGUCCUCGGACAAUGUCCAGAGCCACUGGCUUCUCCCAGCACCCAUCAUUGUCCUCCUUCACCCCAGUGUGCAGGCCAGGACUCCCUGCUGAGGACAUCUCUCCCCAAACACGGCUGCAUUUCAGAGACCUCCCUCUUUUGUUAUCAAAAAAAAAUGUAUAUAUUAAUAUUUAAUUGCCUCCAGGAACUAUACAGUGAGUAUUUGUAUUUUUCCCCAAAUGACUUUUAAAUGAACCUUCGUUAUGAAAUUCUGCAUUAUCCCCAUGUAUUAUUUUUACUAUAAGAAAAACCCUGGUCUCUGGGUUGACUCUUGUUCCCUUCUUUCACUCUACAAGAAGUGGGAGGGAGAUCUGCAGUUUCAAAGGGGAACCAUCCCUUUUCUGUGUAGUUUUUUCAGCCUUAUCAAGGUUGGCAGCUUCCCUAGUUCCCCACAGCUGGGCUGCAUGAACUCCUGGGUUUCUUGCCAGUCCCUCAGCACAAAGCCCUGGCCUUGAUCUGGUUUCCUAAGGGAAAAAAGGGCUGUCUGCCCCUCCACAAGCUUUCCAGCCAACUGCCCAAUUUUCUGGAAGCUUGAGGACACAGCCCCACAGCAAGCUUUGUGCAAACAGGCUGCUCUGAGCAUCCCCGAGGAAGGGGCACAGCAGGACAAGCACAACCUCUCCGGGACACCAGAGAAGCCACUUGCAAGUCAGGACAAGGGGAAACGACUCCCAUCACCAGACCCAGGGCUUAAAGCCAGCAGGGGCAGCUGCUGGUCCUGCCACUGAGCCAGGCAGGGGCUGACGGCUGAAAGCCCAUGAAUAUCUUCUUGCUCCCCCACACCACCACGGCCCCAGAGGUGCAAGCCAGCCAGACGGACUCAAGCAAACACAGGGUUUGGUUCCAGUACAGCUCAAGUGGUUUUCUUUUAAUCCCAGAGAAGUGAAAUGCAACAUCUGUUUGAGUUGGUAAUAACAUCCAGAGACAGAAGUCCAAGCCCCCUACUCAGUAAAGUCAUUUGUGUUUAAGGCACUCUGCAAAACCAGCUUUCCUCUUCUCCUUCCGAUUUUCCCCACGUGGCAGCAGAAUACCUGGUUUGGUCUUUUCUCCAUAGCAACACCCACACGUCCUGGCUCUUCUCACCAUCUCCGGAAAUUGGCAACAGCAAAUCCAGCAGGAGUGGAACAGAGAAAUGCCAGGAGGCCGGGUCAAUAAAUACGGACGGGCACGGGAGGGAGCACAGCGCCUGGGGAGGGGGCACGGAGGGCUUUGAGCUUCUGCGGGAAGGGGACAGGCACCGGGUGUCCUCCCUGCAGGCACCAACAUUAUUCCCCUUCCUUUCUACCCCCCAGCUCCGAAAGGGGAUGGGAGCGCAGGGGCC
This is a messenger RNA of Haliaeetus leucocephalus (bald eagle), 3329 nucleotides long. RefSeq names its product peroxiredoxin 6 (gene PRDX6). The record is from RefSeq and is a predicted model, not a curated record. The coding region runs from base 43 to 717 and encodes 224 amino acids. Gene Ontology annotation, molecular function: peroxiredoxin activity. Lineage: Eukaryota; Metazoa; Chordata; Aves; Accipitriformes; Accipitridae. Gene Ontology annotation, cellular component: mitochondrion; cytosol. Gene Ontology annotation, biological process: cell redox homeostasis; cellular oxidant detoxification. The transcript has 5 exons.